This is a messenger RNA of Mustela erminea (ermine), 598 nucleotides long. It is a transcript of the gene RPL39, whose product is annotated as ribosomal protein L39. The transcript is spliced from 3 exons. Bases 238 to 393 code for a protein of 51 amino acids. Gene Ontology annotation, molecular function: structural constituent of ribosome. Gene Ontology annotation, biological process: translation. Gene Ontology annotation, cellular component: ribosome; cytosolic large ribosomal subunit. NCBI's taxonomy places the organism in Eukaryota, Metazoa, Chordata, Mammalia, Carnivora, Mustelidae. The record is from RefSeq and is a predicted model, not a curated record.
CGAGGAACGCACUUACGGGAGUGUUGCAAAGCGAAUCCCUUUUCUCAUCCACAGACCCGGUUUGCCAAAUUCCCACGGUAGCGCGGACGAACGCGGGGGCGGAGCGGGGGAUUUGAGCUUUGCUCUGGCUUCUAAGCUCCGCCCUCCGCUGCGUCUUCUAAAUACGUCCUUCCGGCCGUUUCUUCCUUUCUCUUUUUCGUCGCCAUCCUGCUGUGUGCUGCGCGCUGUUAAUUGACCAUGUCUUCUCACAAGACUUUCAGGAUCAAGCGAUUCCUGGCCAAGAAACAAAAGCAGAAUCGUCCCAUUCCCCAGUGGAUUCGGAUGAAAACUGGUAAUAAAAUCAGGUACAACUCCAAGAGGAGGCACUGGAGGAGAACCAAGCUGGGUCUCUAAGGCGUCCCACAUCACGCGAUGACACACCUAAUUGGCACCACGUAUUUAAUUAAGCUACUUGAGGAUCAUGUGUUCUAUUCCAUCACCCUGUAAACACCUUUCUGCCUGGCCAAUAGAUACCAUUUAUCAGCGAAAGAUUUUUCUGUUACUAUAGCUCUGCACCAGUGGGUUGGUUUGGUAAUAAACGUGAGGCCUUUGAGCUGUA